This is a messenger RNA of Stegastes partitus (bicolor damselfish), 5098 nucleotides long. Its product is annotated as cyclin-dependent kinase-like 5. The record is from RefSeq and is a predicted model, not a curated record. Gene Ontology annotation, molecular function: protein kinase activity; ATP binding. The transcript has 19 exons. The coding region runs from base 236 to 3346 and encodes 1036 amino acids. Gene Ontology annotation, cellular component: nucleus; dendrite cytoplasm. Lineage: Eukaryota; Metazoa; Chordata; Actinopteri; Pomacentridae. Gene Ontology annotation, biological process: positive regulation of axon extension; regulation of dendrite development; protein phosphorylation.
CUGCAAUGAAAAUAUCGUCGUUGGUGGGUGGAUAUAUGGGCCCAGUUCCAUCAUUUUUUCCCCCAAAGAGUGACUGGGUGAAGACAAGCAACUGAAGAAGGCAUGUGGUGGAUAUUAUGGCUUGCAGCAGGCGUACACUUCUCGAAAGACGACAGCUGGUCGCUUCGUGCCACCCUGUAGCCGGGGCCCCUGUGCCUGAGCUCCAUGCACCUCAUACAGCAAACCUUUUGACUUCAUGAAGAUCCCUGACAUUGGUGAUGUAAUGAAUAAAUUUGAAGUCCUUGGGAUUGUGGGUGAAGGUGCCUAUGGUGUUGUUCUGAAGUGCCGACACAAGGAGACCAAUGAAAUUGUGGCCAUUAAGAAAUUCAAGGACAGUGAAGAAAAUGAGGAGGUUAAAGAAACAACUCUACGGGAGCUUAAGAUGCUCCGCACCCUCAAGCAGGAGAAUAUUGUUGAGUUGAAAGAGGCCUUCCGCAGAAGAGGGAAGCUCUAUCUUGUUUUUGAGUAUGUGGAGAAGAAUAUGCUUGAGCUGCUCGAGGAGUUACCCAACGGUGUGCCGACUGACAAAGCGCGCAGCUACAUCUUCCAGUUAAUCAAAGCAAUUCACUGGUGCCAUAAGCAUGACAUUGUUCACAGAGACAUAAAGCCAGAAAACCUUCUCAUCAGCUCUGAUGAUGUCCUCAAGUUAUGUGACUUUGGCUUUGCACGUAAUCUCUCUGAAGGGACUGAUGCCAAUUACACCGAGUAUGUGGCCACUAGAUGGUACCGCUCUCCAGAGCUCCUGCUCGGGGCUCCGUACGGGAAGGCAGUGGACAUGUGGUCAGUGGGCUGCAUCUUAGGAGAGCUGAGUGACGGGCAGCCUCUCUUCCCGGGAGAGAGCGAAAUCGACCAGCUCUUCACCAUCCAGAAAGUGUUGGGACCCCUGCCACCAGAGCAGAUGAAGCUCUUCUACAACAACCCUCGCUUCCACGGGCUCAGGUUUCCUGCUGUGAACCACCCCCAAACCUUGGAGCGAAGAUACCUGGGAAUCAUCGGCGGAGGUCUGCUCGACCUGCUGAAGAACCUGCUGUUGCUGAACCCGACAGAGCGAUUUCUCACAGAGCAGAGCCUGAACCACCACGCCUUCCAGACCCUGCGGCUGGUGGAGCGGCCCGGCCCACCCACACCUACACCUGUACGCUCCUCCAAGAGAAAACCUCACCACGGAGACAACACCACCCCCAGCAGGAGCCACGGGGGAAAAAGCUCAGGAAGCCACCGCUCCAGCAGCAGAGAGUGCUCCAGCUUACCCCGACACGAAGACCUCCACCCCAGCAACGACAGCUUUCUCAACGGCAACAUGCCUGCAGGCAUCAACCUUAGUCCAACCCUGCAUCCCAAGAACUACCAGCCGCAGAUCUUCAACCACUCCACUGCCUGCAGCAUGGACCUGGCCAGCAGCAACCUGCCUCAUUUGCUCAGUCCCGGUGAGGCCAAGAGUAAGGGCGACUUCGAGAUGAACUUGGGGUCCAAGGUGUCCGACGGCCCCGGGGCCAAGUACCUCAAAUCCAACUUCCGCUCACAGCAGAACCGCCACUCUUUUGUGGAAGGAAAGACCAACACGCUUCAAUCGGGGGACAAACACAGUAGACACAGCUACAUGGAGUCCCACAGCUCCACGCCCUCCUCCAAGUUUGCCUACCUGAACUUGUCCAAGAGCUAUGGCACGCUGAGUGAUGCCAAGUCAGUGGGGAACUUAAACGAUGUGCAUCUUUAUGCAGACGAGCCUACAUCACGCUAUUUUCCCUCCAGCUGCCUCGACCUCACAGCUCCGAGCAGCCCAGCACCUCGCAGAGUGGACAGACUGGGACCUGGUGGCCGAGGAAGCAUGCGCUCCGACAGAGAGAGCAACACUCUGGACUCCUCCUACAGGCGCUCCUCCACCCGCCAUAAGACAUCGGAGGAGGCCAAGUCACCGGAUGCUCUUGAUCCUGGGGACAGCGGCAUCGAAAGGAGCCAUUCUCACUCUCUGUCCGCCCCACAUGACCCUCUGGCUUAUGGUCAAGGGUACACCAGCCCCUUCUCCUCCCAGCAGCGGCCGCACCGCCACUCCAUGUACGUACGAAGGGAUCACCAGAGGACACACGGGGCAGACGAAGGGCUGUCGGUCGGGCAGGGAAUCCCCACCAGAGCCAGCAGCCUCCAGCUCCUGUCUCCACAGCUGCAGCACCGUACGCUGCCCCGCCACUCUGGGGGCUCCUCCAGAGAAGAAGACAUGAGCAGGAGCGAACAGGCACCCACUGAGGUCACCCACAGCAGACCCCCAAUAAGGGACUCCACAAGGGACAACACCGCAUCUUUUCACACACAGCGGCAAAAAAGCGAGGUUGGCUUAUAUCAUGACCAGCAAACAGAAGAUGGGGGCUCUUCCAAAGAAAACCGCAACAUCUACAGCGAAUCCAUGCCUAGGCGGGUGGGCAGCUUCUACAGAGUCCCUUCUCCCCGGCCAGACAACUCCUUCCAUGAUAGCAGAGGUCAGAGUCGGGGCUCUGGCUUAUCGGGGGACGGCAGCGGUUUGACAAAUCACUCGAAACGUCAGCCUGCCUUUGACCCCUGGACUGGCCCAGAUACUGUAGUCUUAAAUGCCUCUGAGCCAUCCAAAGAAAAGGAGAAACAGGGUUUCUUCAGAGCAAUAAAGAAGAAAAAGAAAAAAUCUCAAAUGAUGGACGUCCCUGAAGGAAGGCCUCCUGUCAUCAAGAAAUGUCUUUUCCCUCUGUUUAGCCCAAAGAAUAACAUAAAGCAUAGUUCCUCUGUGAGAGUCCUCCCUGUAGUGUCCUCUCCCAUGGUUCCUAAUGAAGGCAUGGACACACACAAGUCCUCCAGGUCCUCGAGUCACCAGAGCAGCCGCCACAGGUCUCGUGACAAGAGCAGAGACCGGGACCAGGAGCGAGACCGGGACAGGGACAAGGAUUGGCCGCCUGAGAAACUGUCUGAUUCACACUCUCCAAGUCAGCCACUGAAGUCACUGCGCAAGCUCCUGCACCUCUCGUCCUCGUCCUCCAACCAGAACCCUUCCUCUGACAUGCGCUACCAGCCGCUGCCUAACUCAGCCUCUGCUCAAGGUGGUUUCACUGAGAGUCGAGGUCACUCAGGGGUCAGCACGCCCCAGCUCAAGAGCCGACAGACAGCGUACCCGCUGCCCGGACAGCUGGAGUCCGGCUGGCACACGUCCGCCCUGGGCCGCCCUGAGGGCAACCCCUACCCCGAGCAAAUGAGCAUCAAGGGAGGCCAGAACGGGCACGGCUUCGGACGCCCAUCCAGAUCUCGUAUGCCAAACCUCAACGACCUGAAAGAGACGGCUCUGUGAUCUCCAUCAGCCUGCAGCUCUCACAUCCACUUCAGACUCCUUUUUUUUCCCCUCUGAUGCUCCUGCUCCUCCCUUGUAUAACAGUACACCUGCUCAACACACAUUACCACACACACACACACACACACAUAUAAACACACAGAUACCAAACCUUCAGUUUUACACACUGCUUGCAAAUGGGCCAAAAGCCUUUUUACGUCUUAAAUUUUUUUUAAAGCUUCCAUGUUUGAUAGACUUUAUAUUAUUACUUAUGUAAUUCUGAUUAUAAUUUGUAUUAUAAAGUAAAUAUAUUACAAAUUAAAUAUAUAUAAAUGGAUAGAUAAAGUGUAGAUUUUAAGUGUAAGUAUUUUUGUUUCUAUUAAAUAUAGAAAUAUAGUACAUUUUACGGCGUAGUAUUUCCUUAAGACUAUUCUAAGGCAUUCUAAACAAAGUUUUAUCAGUUGUUACAAUAGAGGUUGGUAAUGUCAGUAACUUGUGUUCAUCUCACCCAGGAUUGUAACUCUGUCCAAGCUGUCUUGCCUUUGGAUGUGCUGUCAGACUGGUUACAGAUGCUCAAAUGUGCAACCGCUCAUGUUCUUAAAAUAUAGCUGUAGUAUGGGCAGUUUCUGUGAAUUGGCACUGACAAUCUGAAAGCUUAGACUUGAUCGCUCUUUUCUUUUUUCUUUUUUUUAAAGGAUAUUUAGGUUUUUUAUGUCUUUAUGAAAUGCAGCCAUUUUAGAAACUAUGGUGCCAUAAACUAACAGAAACCCUAACCAACAUCGCCCUCUGUGGGAGAUGAUGAAGCACUGCAUUUACCGUCUUCUGACUGAGCUUGUCGAGCACUGACAUGUAGGCACUGACUUUAAAUCAUCAUUUUCAUAUUAUAAACCAAUAAUAUACAAUUAAAAUUGUGGUUAAUCGUUUCAAGUAGAGCAAACCGUAUAAAAACGUAUUACCAAAAUGUUUAUCUCUGUAAAAGUGUCAUAACACACCCUUAUAGAUGAAUUAUAUAGUAGUACAACCUUGAUACUUUGCACCGCUUUAAGCAAACAUCAAGGAUCCAGUUAAUGACAGGAACGUAUGAUGUUUAUACUAAAGGAUGUGUUUCUCUCUGAUAACUAACAGGGUUCAAUGAAGGCAAUUUUUUUGCUUUACUUCCAAGUGGUUCUAGCUGUUUAAUAGGUUAAAGACAUACAUCCAAAACACUAUAUAAACUUUAACUGCUGUAAAAAAAAAAAAAAAAAUUUCCUAUAAGAUAUGAAUAGUGUUUUUUGUCCUCAGUCGAUGUGCGAAGGUUGUUUUUUUACAGCAGCUAGAGGAACCUAAAAGCCAUUCUGGGUGUACUGGCGCAGUGACUCCCAACUUUUUUUUUUUGUCUGACGUCCUCCCACAGCCCUCUGAGACAAACACGAUUUUGUCACCCCUUUAGUCAUUUAACACUACUUUUCUUUUAUUGGAGGAAAGUGGAUCAUGUUAAAGUAAUUUUCAUACAAUUAAACUGUCAAUUUUGUCACAUUAGCAUUCAUUGUGUCACCACUUAUGAGUGAAAAGAGCUGGACACUUCAACAGUUUCAUUCUGUUAGCUAACUGUUUUAACCAUUUAUUGAACACUUUUAGCAGUUGGAGCCAUUUUUCUGUUACUUUUAACUAAUUUUAUACCUUUUAUAGACUUCGUUAGUUGUUUCAACUGUUUGUGCAUUACUUUUGGCAGUUUUCACCACUUAUCUAUUACUUUUAGCUACUGUUUUAGCCAUUUAUUUCAUGCUUUUUGAU